UCCAAUAUUAUUAUUCUAGACAUGUUUGCAUAACACUGUUGCGUUGGUGACACUGUAAGCCUGCCGGAGCUAUUCAAGGCACUUCUGGGUGUCACGGACACGAAUGUUGACAGCAGGGUUAGUCCGGUGCAGGGCGCAUUAAUUCAGUUCCGGGCACUCCACAUAAACUCCCUCCCGCCGGCAGCAAACCUAGGCCAGGGAAGGCGCGGGGCUCGUAGCAUUUGACAGUUGGCCGUCGUCGUUGGACGUCAAGAAGCAAGCAGCAAGCAGGACGAGGAGAGAGAGAGAUUCAGCUACAUCCAGGGUCCGAACUCCGUGCAGCAAGAGAAUAUUAUCGGGAGCGGCGGUCCCGCUGUUGGCUCUGAUCUGAUCUAGACCCAGGGGGGAACCUUGCGAGAUGGCGUUUUCCGUGCUGAACGCCGUAGCACGACGUGCGUGCGCUUCGAGUGUUUAUGUAACAGGCAGCAGCAGCAACGGCCUACUGCAGAAAGCGGCCGUUUUAUAUAAUGAGCAACCGGUGCGGUGCGCAGGGAAAUGGUUCCCGGACGAGCAAUUCAUCGAGCAGUUCAAGGGACCAGUGAUGUACCCGGACGAGGUAACAUCGCGCUGGAAGCUUCCACCGUGGAACAGCAAGAUCGCACCGGUGGAGAAGACGGUCCGCAACCUGAGCCUCAACUUCGGGCCCCAGCACCCGGCAGCUCACGGUGUGCUCCGACUGGUGCUCGAGCUGGACGGUGAGACGGUGAUGCGAGCCGAUCCGCACAUCGGCCUGCUACACCGCGGCACCGAGAAGCUGAUCGAGUACAAGACCUACACCCAGGCACUGCCGUACUUUGACCGGCUCGACUACGUUUCGAUGAUGUGCAACGAGCAGUGCUACUCGCUGGCGGUGGAGAAGCUACUCAACAUCGAUAUCCCGCUGCGCGCAAAGUACAUCCGCGUGCUGUUUGGCGAGAUCACGCGCAUCCUCAACCACAUCAUGGCGGUCGGUACGCACGCACUGGACGUCGGUGCGCUCACACCGUUCUUCUGGCUGUUCGAGGAACGCGAGAAGAUGAUGGAGUUCUACGAGCGCGUGUCGGGGGCGCGUAUGCACGCGGCCUACAUUCGCCCCGGUGGCGUAUCGCAGGAUCUACCGCUCGGUCUGCUCGACGACAUCUACGAGUUCGCGUCCAAGUUUGCCGAGCGACUGGACGAGGUCGAGGACGUGCUGACGACAAACCGCAUCUGGGUGCAGCGCACCGUUGAUAUCGGCAUCGUGUCGGCCGAGGAUGCGCUCAACUAUGGCUUCAGUGGUGUUAUGCUGCGCGGUUCCGGCAUCAAGUGGGACUUGCGCAAGGCUCAACCGUACGAUGCAUACGAUCGGGUGGAAUUCGAUGUGCCGAUCGGCACCAAGGGUGACUGCUACGAUCGCUACCUGUGCCGAGUGGAGGAGAUGCGUCAGUCGCUGCGUAUCAUCGACCAGUGCCUGAACCAGAUGCCGGCCGGCGAAAUCAAGACGGAUGAUGCAAAGCUAACGCCACCGUCCCGCGCCGAGAUGAAGCACUCGAUGGAGGCGCUCAUCCACCACUUCAAGCUGUUCACGCAGGGCUACCAAGUGCCGCCCGGUGCGACGUAUACCGCGGUGGAGGCACCGAAGGGCGAGUUCGGCAUCUACCUGGUGUCGGAUGGCUCCAGUAAACCGUAUCGCUGCAAGAUCAAGGCCCCCGGUUUCGCCCAUCUGGCGGCGCUCGAUAAAGUCGGCCGUCACCACAUGCUAGCCGACGUCGUUGCCAUCAUCGGAACGCUCGAUGUCGUGUUCGGCGAGAUCGAUCGCUAAACUAGGUGGAUACCGGACACGGCACCGCCCUCUUCCUAUCCCCUCUUAAUUAUUAUCCACUACUUAUUAUCUGUUAUUGUCCUCUUGUCGGCUCGUGAAAUUGACCGUUACUAAAUUCUUUCACUUCACAAAUGAAGCGGCACAUUAAUUGCCAUCUGCAGCCCUACAUUGUUAGUCAGAGGUGUCGCGGUGUCCCGUAGGGGUUCGCAGGAAAGAAAACCGCCCGUCACCUUUCUUUAGCGUGAACGAACGACUGUACUGCAGCGAUAUCUUGAUGUAAACGAAAACGAGCGUAGAAGAAGGAACGUGAAUAAACGAUUGCGAAAACAACAA
Molecule: messenger RNA, 2152 nt
Organism: Anopheles darlingi
Lineage: Eukaryota; Metazoa; Arthropoda; Insecta; Diptera; Culicidae
Gene: ND-49
Product: NADH-ubiquinone oxidoreductase 49 kDa subunit
Exons: 3
Coding region: 398-1819 (473 amino acids)
Biological process (GO): mitochondrial electron transport, NADH to ubiquinone
Molecular function (GO): quinone binding; NADH dehydrogenase (ubiquinone) activity; NAD binding
Source: RefSeq, a predicted model, not a curated record